AGAAAAGAAAAAAAAGCUCGCAUCGCCAAACAGCACCCACCUCUGUCAAAAUCUUGAAACAGUGGACGGAAUCGAAUUGAAACCACUCUUGGGAUUGAAAUGAAUGGUGCUUCCUCGUCCGGUGGUAUAAGAGGUGCUUUAUCCUAUUGUGUGCAGCAAGUACGACGUUAUGAUUAUCACCACUACCUAUGCCUUCUUGAACUUCCAGCAAACAUGCGGAAGGCUGCAUUUGCACUCCGAGCUUUUAAUGUCGAGACAUCCCGAGCUAUGGAUGUUGCAUCUGAUCCCAAAAUUGGUCUUAUGCGCUUGCUGUGGUGGCAAGAAGCUUUGGACAAGAUCUAUUCAAACAAGGUAAUUGAGCAUCCAGUAGCUCAGGCCCUCACUUCUGUGGUAUCUGAACACAAGGUUAGCAAAAGUUGGCUGAAACGAGCUGUGGAAGCCCGAAUAAAUGAUGCGAAUAGAGAAAAUAAUGAUAUUCCACAAACUGUUGAAGAAUUGGAGCGAUAUGCUGAGGACACAACAUCAACUAUUCUGUACUCUACACUUCAAGCAGGUGGUAUUAAAUCCACAGCAGCAGACCAUGCUGCUUCACAUAUUGGUAAGGCAAGUGGACUCCUUUUGUUGCUUAAAUCACUGCCAUACCAUGCUAGUCGAAACCAUCAGUUUUCAUAUAUACCAGCCAAGGUGGCUGAGAAACAUGGAUUGUUGGUUCACCAAAGUGGUCAGUCAGAGAUCAAAAAGGACUCGCGUGAGGCCCUUUGUGAUGCAGUUUUUGAAAUGGCAUCUGUAGCUAAUGCACAUCUGCAGAAGGCUCGACAAUUGGCCGAAAGUGUGCCAGCUGGAGCUCGUCCUGUGCUUUUGCCUGCCAUGCCUGCCCAAGUCAUUUUAGAUUCUUUGGCUCGGGUGCAGUUUGAUGUGUAUGAUCCACGGCUGGCACAAGGAAUCUUAGGGGCUCCUCCGUUGUUGUUUCAGUUGAAACUGAAAUGGUAUUCGUGGAGGGGAAAAUAUUGACAUUACCCAUUUUCAUUCCUUUAUAGAGUGUGUGUGUCGCUAACCACUGACUGACAUGAGUAAUUGAAUCCUUACAUGAAUAAAUUGAUGAUUCUUUGGUUGAUCC
Molecule: messenger RNA, 1117 nt
Organism: Solanum stenotomum
Lineage: Eukaryota; Viridiplantae; Streptophyta; Magnoliopsida; Solanales; Solanaceae
Exons: 2
Coding region: 100-1011 (303 amino acids)
Biological process (GO): mitochondrial respiratory chain complex I assembly; biosynthetic process
Cellular component (GO): mitochondrion
Source: RefSeq, a predicted model, not a curated record